CAAUGCCGUCCCUGUGCUCCACUGAGGGAUAGAGAUAGCCAGGGCUGCUCCAUGGCAGCCCUUCACAGCUCAGCCACUGGCUAUCAUGGCACAGGCAGAGACCCUGCUGCUGCUGCUGCUGCUGCUGCUGCUGGCUGCUGCUCGCUGGAUGUCGGCGUGCGACGCAGCGCGGCUCAGAGCGAGGGGGGCAGGGAGAUUUGGGAAGGGACGAGGGCAGGGCGACGUGGCUGGCUGGGAGUCUGUGAAUCUGCAGCCUGGAACCUCACAUACACACACAUGCAAGAGCAUGAUCCAUCUGUCUGUUUCUAUGUCUGUGUGCUGCUAGUGGUGCAGAGAAUGACUAAGGAGGAUCCUUACCCAGGACCACCACCACUCACCAGAUCCCUGGAUGUAACCUGACCCUGUACUCUGGGCCUUUGCAUGGUUGGGAAGAAACAGGACUUUUUUUUCUCCUCCAGGCAGGGUGGGGUGUAUGGCUUUUUGUGGGUUAGCAGUGUUGUGACUGUGUUUGUUGCAGGAUGGAAGGAAGGAAGGAAAGAAGGUUUGGCUAGUGACUGGAGAGGGACGGAGGCAAGAGGGUGAUCUCAUCAGAACAGGAGUAGGACCAUGGGAGAUAUGAAGACGCCGGACUUCGAUGAUCUGCUGGCGGCCUUCGACAUCCCCGACAUGGUGGAUCCUAAAGCCGCUAUCGAAUCUGGCCCCCAUGAUGACCAAGACGGACAGCUCAAGCAACCUAGUGGUGGGGUGACUACCAAUGAAGAUGAGGCCCAAAACCCCUCAACAGGACAUGAUGUUGGUGUUAGUGUCAUCGUCAAGAAUAUCCGAAACACAGACACUAGUGAACAUGGUGGAACCAUAUCCGAGAAGGAUGGACAUUUUCAUCCCCAACCUCAUUCUGUAGGCAUUGGCAAUGGACUUCAUAAUGGCUUCUUGCCCGCAAUACAAUCAAGUACUCAUUAUACCAAGAACGGAUGGAAAGCGCCAAGGGAGGAGGGACAACCAGUUAACAACCAAUCAUCUACCUUUAAUCAGUUCAGCCCCAUCUCCAGUGCUGAAGAGUUUGAUGAUGAUAAAAUUGAGGUAGAUGACCCCAUGGACAAGCAGGAAGGUCAGUCGUUCUUUAGGUCCACUACUAGGACAGAGGACCAGAAUUCCAAAUCUCCUGUAUCAGUGGACAAUGAUCAAAACAAGAGCACCGAUGGCAAUCAGGCAGGUUCCAAGUCUAACAAGCCCCCUCAAUCAAGUUUACCUGAGGGUGAACUAAAGGAAACUGUCCUCAAGUCUGAAGGUCAGGAGUGCAAGGAGGCUGGAGAGCCAACAGGGCCUGUUAAUGUGGUCAGUAUCUCUCAAGUCAAAGCUAAGUCCUCUGCAAAACUUUCAUCUUGUAUAGCAGCCAUAGCAGCCCUCAGUGCCAAAAAGGCUAGUGCUACUGACUUGGGUGUUUUGGAUUCUCCUACAACACAGAAAGAAUCCACCCAAGUGAAUAAAAGUCCUAGAGCUCUGGAGAAGCCACAUGAGCAGGAGUCAGCCCUAGAGUUUGCAAAGAGGCUCCUAACACGACAACCAGACAGCCCCUCUAGUGUCAUCAGUGAGGGGAGCAGCAAAGGUUCCCCUGAUUCAAGCACAGACACCACCCCGGUUAUCCCAAAAGUCAGGAUCAAAACAAUCAAGACAUCAUCCGGCCAGAUCAAGCGUACUGUUACCCGAGUUGUACCGGAGUUUGAUCCUGAUUGUCUGAAAAAAGGAGAGAACAGCCUUUCUGUCACCAGUGCAAUUUUCUCAUCCCCCACAAGGCCCUCUCUGCCAACCACAGUAUUAGCCACCACUGGAGGUCCUUCAAUUGAAAUAACCAAGCAAAUGACAAUAAAACCUGUGGCAACAGCUUUCCUGCCUGUCUCGGCAGUCAAGACAGCUGGUUCCCAAGUCAUCAACUUGAAGCUAGCUAACAACACCACUGUCAAAGCAACAGUCAUCCCCGCUGCAUCAGUGCAAAGUGCCAGCAGUGCCAUCUUGAAAGCUGCUAAUGCCAUCCAGCAACAGACCGUCAUGGUACCUGCCUCCAGUCUGGCUAAUGCCAAACUUGUGCCAAAGACAGUCCAUCUUAGUAACCUCAAUCUUCUGCCCCAGGCAGUAUCCUCUGCUGUCUGUGAUCUCCAACAGGCCCUGUCCUCCUCCAAACAAUCACAGCAUGUCAAACAUCAGACAGUUCUCGCUGGCCGAGCCUCAAAGAAAGUCUCUAGGAUUCAAGUGUUGACCAACUCUCAAAGCUCUGUAGUGGACGCCUUCAAUAAAGUCCUGAGUAGCAUAAAUCCUGUACCUGUGUACAUCCCAAACCUCUCCCCACCAACCUCAGCUUGUAUCUCUCUACCCUCACGUGGCUACAAGUGCCUUGAGUGUGGAGAUUCAUUUGCUCUUGAGAGGAGCCUGACACAUCAUUAUGAACGUCGCAGUGUGCGGAUCGAGGUCACCUGCAACCACUGUGCCAAAAGCCUAGUCUUCUACAACAAAUGCAGCCUAUUGUCUCAUGCCAGGGGCCACAAAGACAAAGGGGUUGUCAUGCAGUGCUCACAUCUUAUCCUAAAACCCAUUCCUGCAGAUCAGAUGAUAACCACAUCACCCUCACCGGGCCCACCCAGCAUCAUUGGCACCACCUCCCCCUCCCAAGCACAAGCGCCCACCAGCCAAAUCCCUGUCAGAGUUGCUGGUGGAGGGUCCAAAAGUACAGUGAUUUCAGCUUCAUGCAGUGCUCCUCUUGUGGCUGCCAUGCCCUUGGAGGAUGAUGCAUCGAAGCUGUGCAGACACAGCCUGAAGUGCUCUGAAUGUAAUGAAAUGUUCCCAGAUGACAGCUCACUUGCCAUGCACUAUCAGCAGGCACCGGAGUCCAGUGGGCAGAAAACAUGCACCAUCUGCCAAAUGCUUCUCCCAAAUCAGUGCAGCUUUCUGUCACACCAGCGAAUCCACCAGCACAAGUCUCCUUACAUCUGCCCGGAGUGUGGCGCCAGCUGCCGUUCUGUCCACUUCCAAUCACAUGUCACAAAGAACUGCCUGCAUUACACCCGCAGAGUUGGCUACCGCUGUAUCCACUGCAGUGUGAUCUUCGCUGAUGCUGCAACUGUGAAAUCUCACAUCCAGAAUUCUCACUGUGAGACCUUCUUUAAAUGUCCUCUCUGCCCCAUGGCCUUCAAGUCUGCACCUGGAACGCACUCUCAUGUGAACACACAGCAUCCAGGAAUGAAGGCAGGAGAGCCCAAGAUGAUCUAUAAGUGUUCCAUGUGUGAUACCGUGUUCACCUUGCAGUCCCUGCUUUACACGCACUUCGACCAGCACAUCGUCAAUCAUAAAGUGUCAGUGUUCAAAUGCCCUGACUGCUCCAUGCACUACGCACAGAAACAGCUCAUGUUGGACCAUAUCAAGGCCAUCCAUGGAACCCUGAAGACCAUCGAGGGUCCACCAAACUUGGGCAUUAAUCUCCCUCUCAGCACCAAACCCACCAACUCCAAUAGCACCAACAGCAACAGCCCCAGUAAUAACAACAAUAACAAAGAUAUAGGAGGAAAUAUCAACGGUCAAGACAAAAUUGAAAAGAAGCCUUCACCUUCACCUCUAAAGAAAACAAACAGUAGUGGCUCAGCGGACAUCAAGAACCCCGCCAGCUCAGGAUACACAUGUGGAGACUGCAGUACCCUCUUCAGUUCUAGAGAGGUCUUUGUGGCUCACAUGAGGCGUGAACAUGGCAAGAUACUGAAGAAACACCCAUGUCGACAGUGCGACAAGUCGUUCAGCUCCUCCCAUAGCCUUUGCCGACACAACCGUCUCAAACACAAGGGACUGCGGAAGGUCUACACCUGCCCGCACUGUCCUGCACUCAGUCAGCCAUUCACUAAAAGAGUGCUGCUGGAUCAGCACAUUCAUCUGAUGCAUGGAGUCAAAGACCCAGAGGGGAAGACUGUCAGCUCUGAUCAUACUGAGACUUCACCUGACAAAGAAACGACUCUCAGCCCCAAAAGGAAGCCAGAAGAGGAUGAGGGGUCUCCAAGCUUGAACUCCAGGGGCUUUGAUUCACAGCCCUUGAAGAGGCUCAAGGUGAACAUCCUAAAAGUUCACAAGUGUGCUGUCUGCGGCUUCACCACUGAGGACAUUGCAGCUUUCCACGAGCACAUUCCCCAGCACAAGUCCGAUGGCUCAUCCUACCAGUGUCAGGAGUGCGGCCUGUGCUACACCUCCCACCGCUCACUAGCCCGACACCUCUUCAUCGUCCAUCGGCUGAAGGAGCCACAAGGCCUCGCCCGAUACAAUGGACGGGGAAAGGACGACGAUGAGAGUCAGAGAGAGAACCAGCUGGACAUUACAGACGGGACCCCGAAUACCAAAUGCAAAGUGUGUGGUAAGAUGUUUGAAACGGAGGGAAACUUGAACACUCACAUGAGGACGCAUGGGAUGGCGUUCAUAAAGUCUAAGAGACUGAGCGCGACUGAGAAGUGACACUUUUAAACCAUUCCAUCUGAAGCAAACUCUGUUGUUUUAAACUUAACACAGUUUGGUAAAGCGUUGCAGACAACCUUCAGUGUGCUGUACAUACAUAAUGUACAUGUAGGGUACUACAAUAUGUAUACAAUAUACACACAAAAAUAUGUAAUAUAUGUCAAAGUCACUUUAUGUGUCUAAGUAAAUUGAACAAGAUAAUUUUUUGUACACACAUAGAUGUUUCUAUAGGCUUUGAAUAGAUCUUUUUUAUAGAAGAGCUUUUUUAUUUUAAACAGUUUCCAUUGUUCGCACUAGGGCUAGAUAAUGUAUGGAUAUAUUGUUGUAAUGGGAUUAAUCCUCAUACAGUCAGCAGUGUUCUGAACGUUCAAUGCUGCUGAUGUCAAACGAAUGUCUGAGAGAAAAAUAUACAUAUAUAUAUAUAACUUCUGGGAGCUUCAGGUUUCCACAGUACAGUAAUGUUACCCCUAGCUGAGGUCUUCAAUUUCACUUGACUUGAAAAUUUGAGUAGACAAUUGGCAUAAAACAUUCUUUAUGUUUCAGGUUGUUUUUUUUAUUUUUCAUUUUUAUGCAUGGAUAUUCUCUCUGAGCCGUCCUCAGCUUCUACAUAAAACUCUGGCUCUGGUUUCCUUCUAAGACAUCCUGAAAGUAUUGAUCCUGAAACAAAACCUCUGCUAGGGCUGCACCACUCAUAAAAAGUGUCAUACUGUGAUUAUUUUAACAGAUACUGCAAUUGCGAUAUGAGUUGCAAUUUCAGUGGGAAUGGUAAUUUUUACAUUUCAUUUUCACUGAAAGAAAUAUGAAAAUGAUGAGGAUGUGAUUUUUGCCGGGAUCUGUACCAUACAAAUAAUGUUCCCUUACGUCGAGAAUAUGUUUUUUAGGCUGGGGCAUCUCUGUAGCACCACAAUGCUUCAUUUAUAAUAAUAUGUUGCAACACAUUUUACCUUUACCUAAAUAUUGUAGCUCUGGUGAUUUGGACAUUGCACUUGGCCAUAUUGCGAUUUCAAUAAUGUUUCGAUUCACUGUGCAGCCCUAAUCUCUGCAUUCAUUUUGAGGUGAAAUAACAUGAAAUAUCAGAGCAUAUUAGGCAAAGAUAAAGCCUGUUUUCUGCAGCAUCUCCUUACCCCCUUGUUAAAUUAUUUACAUAUCAAUUACAUACAGAACAAAAAUUUGGAAAUGAGUUUAAAGCUCCCUGUUUUGUGUAAUGUUUAUGUAAAACAUUUAACAUCAGAACAGGAGUCUUUUAAAGACUAAUAUGUGGGCCAAAUUUGUAGUAGCUUUUAUAUUUUGUACAAAAUGGUCAGACUUGUUUCAUUCCUGUUUUAAUAUAAACUGUAUAUGGCAGCUCUUUGUAAUUACAGGUCACCGAAAAAAAAAGGUUUAUUUACCGGAAUAUUUAAAAUAUGAUAAAAAGCACUUACCUUUCUUUUAACAGCAGUCUUAUAACUAAGGUCAUUAUUGUCAUUUUCUUCCUUGUUUCUUCAGUUUGUGGUUCUUUGGUUUUAAUGUGAAGACAUAUUGAGCGUUCAUUGACAGAAAUAACACUGGGAAAGAAGAAAAACUUCUGUGAAUGUAAACUUGGCUGUGAAACUGAAUUAUUGAUACGAGACAACCAGUUCUAUUAAAUGAACAAUAACUGAAAGUUGAGAGAAUCACAGGAUUGUUUUCCAUCGCUAACUUUUUUUCAAAGCAUUUCCAAAAAAAAAAAAACAACCAAAUUCCAUUUUGGACAGUAGUUUUUCUACUCUGACAAUAAGACUUUAACCAUCUUGCGCUGUAAAACUGCAUGUGAGAAGCAGUCUGUGAAUUGUUUGUUGAUUAGAAUGUAUCUUGCUGCUGCUGCUGCUGUUUUUAGACAUUUCUGAUGCUUCUGUACAAAGCUGUGCUUUAUGUCAAUAAAUGAUGAAACCUGCCAGAGGUAAGAUCUGAUGUCGACUGCACAUGAGACAUCAGCUCCUCUCUGUGGAAAUAUCAGAAAUCCUCUCGUGAUCAUUCAUACUCAUGCUGUUAUAGUGCUGUUUGUGUCUGUUUGUGUCUGCGUUACCAUGAAAGCUAAAGUCUAAAUGCUGGAUUUUGAUAACAGGUGUUUGACAUCUAAAUGUCCUGCAAUCAAAGCUUAAUAUAAA
Molecule: messenger RNA, 6608 nt
Organism: Epinephelus fuscoguttatus (brown-marbled grouper)
Lineage: Eukaryota; Metazoa; Chordata; Actinopteri; Perciformes; Serranidae
Gene: znf532
Product: zinc finger protein 532
Exons: 9
Coding region: 607-4482 (1291 amino acids)
Source: RefSeq, a predicted model, not a curated record